AUGCGUGAUCCCGGAAAGCGUCCGCAAAUUUGGAAUUAUCCUAUCAAUCAACAAGAUGAAAUCCGUAGAGCAUACAUAAAGUUUGGACCAUAUCAAUUUAUUAUGGAUGAGUACCCUCUUUCUGGUCUAGAAAGUCAUCCUCGUCGUUUCAAAGCUCAUUGGUUUAAGAGUUUUUCUUGGCUAGAAUAUUCGCCAAAAGUGGAUGCUGUAUUUUGUCUUCCAUGCUAUUUAUUUUCUAGAAAAUCAAGUCCAUUCACAUCAGGAGGAUUUCGCAAUUGGAAAAAAGUGAAUAAUGGAAAGGAUUGUGCAUUUUUAUCUCAUGUGGGUAAAUCUCUUAAUUCUCCUCAUAAUAUUGCUGUUAAGUCUUGUAAAGAUUUGCUUAAUAAAUUAUGUCACAUUGACAAAGUAUUGGCUAAGCAAAGCUCACAACAAGUUUUAAGCAAUAGAUUGCGUCUUAAAGCCUCUAUUGAUACUGUCAAAUGGUUAACGUUUCAAGCUUGUGCUUUUAGGGGACAUGACGAGAGUCAUGAGUCUCAGAAUCGAGGAAAUUUUCUUGAAAUGUUAAAAUUAUUAGCUUCUUACAAUAAAGAAGUGGAUGCAGUUGUUUUGGAUAAUGCUCCUCAAAAUGCAAUAUACACAUCACCUUCUAUUCAAAAGGAAAUUCUACAUGUUUUUGCUAGAAAGGUGCAAAAUGAAAUUCGCAAUGAGAUUGGUAAUGCAAAGUUUUGUUUGAUUGUUGAUGAAGCUAGAGAUGAAUCUAGAAGAGAACAAAUGGCACUUGUUGUUAGAUUUGUUGAUAAGCAUGGAUUUGUCAAAGAAAGGCUAAUAGAUGUUGUUCAUGUCAAAGAUACUACUUCUGCUACUCUAAAACAAGAGAUUUAUUCUGCAUUAUCUCAUCACAAUCUCAACAUUCAAAAUGUUCGAGGUCAAGGGUAUGACGGAGCUAAAUGUCCUUAUGCAUAUUAUGUUCAUUGCUUUGCUCAUCAAUUACAGCUAGCUCUUGUUGCUGCGGCUAAAGAAGUUGUUGAUGUUCAUGCUUUUUUCCAAAGUUUGAGUAAUAUUAUCAAUGUUGUGUGCUCUUCUUGCAAACGCAAUGAUGAAUUACGAUCUGCUUAUGCAACUGAAAUUUCCCAUUUAGUUGCAACUAAUCAAAUUGAAACAGGAAGAGGAGCAAAUCAAAUUGGCACAUUAAAAAGAUCAGGAGAUACCAGGUGGAGCUCUCACUUCAACUCAAUUUGUAGCCUUUUACGUAUGUUUGGAGCAACAACUUCAGUUCUGGAAGAUUUGGCUACUAAUGGAUCUACAUAUUCUCAACGUGGUGAUGCUACUUAUGCUCUUAAAUCUUUAUUAUCAUUUGAUUUUAUUUUCAUUUUGCAUAUGAUGAAAGAAAUCAUGGGAAUCACUGAUAAACUUUGUCAAGCAUUGCAACAAAAAUCUCAAGACAUUUUGAAUGCUAUGCAUCUAGUUUCUAGUACAAAGUCAUUGAUUCAACAGUUAAGAGAUAGUAGUUGGGGAGCACUUUUGGAGAAAGUUAGUUCUUUCUGCAAUGAUCAUGCUAUUCAGAUACCUGAUAUGGGUGCUUCUUUUAGUGACAUAAUUCGGUCUCGUCGUAAAAAGGAUGUUGUCACUGUUGAACACCACUAUCGUGUUGACAUUUUUACUAGCGUGAUAGAUUUUCAAUUGAAAGAGCUAAAUAGUAGAUUUAGUGAGCAAACAACCGAGCUCCUCAUAUUGAGUACAUCUUUAGAUCCUAAAGAUGCUUUCAAGUUAUUCAGUGUUUGCAACAUAUGCAAUCUUGCAAAGAAUUUCUAUUCUUUAGAUUUUUCUGAGCAAGAAAAGAUUCAAUUGGAUUAUGAGUUACAACAUUAUGAACUUGAUGUGGUUAAAGCUCCAGAUUUUCAGAAUUUGUCUACUCUUGCUGAAUUGUGUCAAAAAUUGACAGAGACAGGAAAAUCAAAUAUAUAUCCUUUAAUUGAUAGAUUAAUUCGUCUUGUUUUGACUCUUCCUGUGACAACAGCAACAACUGAACGGGCCUUUUCAGCUAUGAAGAUUAUUAAAACAAGGCUUCGAAACAAGAUGGAAGAUGAAUUUUUAGCAGAUUGUAUGAUUGUAUAUAUUGAAAAGGAAAUUGCUUCAAAAUUCACUUCAGAGAUGAUAAUUGAUGAUUUUAGUUCCAUGAAGCAUCGUCGAGCAAGUUUAAAAAUAUCAAAAUCUUAAAGUAUGUAGUUGAACAUUGACUUUUAUAUAAUAUAAUUACUUUUUUGAUAUAUAUGCUACAAAUCAUAUUUUGUUAAUUUUUUGUUAUAUUUUAUAUUUAAUUGG
Messenger RNA from Arachis duranensis, 2322 nucleotides. RefSeq lists its product as uncharacterized. The record is from RefSeq and is a predicted model, not a curated record. Bases 1 to 2217 code for a protein of 738 amino acids. The transcript has 2 exons. NCBI's taxonomy places the organism in Eukaryota, Viridiplantae, Streptophyta, Magnoliopsida, Fabales, Fabaceae. Gene Ontology annotation, molecular function: protein dimerization activity.